CACCCUCGAGUCCUAACUUAUCUCAGUGAAAAAGGAAGCUCACUCCAACCCUACCCUCCACUUGCUGCAAGCACUCACUCCAGUCAAGGUUUUGGGGUGUUUCCAAGACAUGGAUAUGGAUAGCAACUACACUGUAGAUUACAUGACAUACCCUGAUGAUGAGACAUUCUGCGACCGAGAAGACAACAAUGCCUUUGGUGCGCAGCUGUCCAUCUUCUUCUACUUGAUCUUUGUCCUGAGCCUGCUGGGCAACAGCCUGGUCCUAGUGAUCCUCUACAAGUUUGAGAAGAUGAACACAGUAACCAACAUCAUCCUGGUCAACCUGGUGGCGUCCGGCCUGCUGUUCAUGUUCAGCCUGCCCUUCCUGGGCGUCUACCACCAGCUCUCCACCUGGGUGUUCGGCAGGAGCAUGUGCAAGCUGGUGUGCAGCACCUACAACCUGGGCUUCUACAGCUCCAUCCUGUUCCUCACCCUCAUGACCUUUGACCGCUACCUGGCCGUGGUCCACGCUCUGGAGGCCCACCGCUUCAGGAGGCGGGGCUACGCCAUUGCGGCGUGUGUGGGGGUGUGGCUUAUCAGCAUCCUGUCCUGCUCCAAGGACCUUCUGGUCAACGACUUGAGGCCCUAUCGAGGCGACGAGAGCAUGCUGUGCAUGAAGCUGGACUGGUCGACUUGGUUAAACUUGGAGCUCCUUGACCAAUGGGAGCUCUACAUCCAACUGGUGGUGUUCUUCCUCUUCCCGCUGGUGGUGAUUGUUUCCUGCUACACCAGGAUCAUCAUGACGGUCAUCUCCUCCAGGGUGGUGAGCAAGUUCCGCACAGUCAGGCUCAUCUUCGUCAUCGUGCUGUUCUUCUUCAUCUGCUGGGCCCCCUACAACGUCGUCUUUCUCCUCGACUCCUUCAAGAACAAGUCCUGCGAGCAGACCAACCGCCUCGGCUACACCCUCCACCUGACCAGGCACCUCACCUACCUGUACUUCUGCAUCAGCCCCAUGUUCUACACCUUCGUAGGCAGGAAGUUCCAGAACCACUUCCGCUUGCUGCUGGUGACCUCCAUGCCGUGGCUGAGGGAACACAUCAGGGUCAGCCAGAGUAGUAAGAGCAGCAAGAUACGGAAAAUAGAAGGGGGAGAGUUAGGUACUGACAGGACGAACGACUCUUAAGUUGUACAGUGUCUCGCGGUGUAAUUGGUGUUCAGGAAGGGCACGUACAGCACAACUUCAAUUAUGCCCCCCAAAGCCUCAAAACGAAAAGCCUGAUAUUUUACAACACGAUGAUGUAGUUGCCAGGGGUUAAGGCGAGGAUAUAUGUUGCCAAAUGUUUUUGACCUGACCAAUCCUGUCACAUAUUUAUGAUUUUACAGGAAGUGGGUAUCAGGGCUUGAUUGGAAGAAGCAGAAGGAUAGGGUUUGUGUUCUGAAGCCUUGGAAAACACAUCAAUACAGCCAGGUACUGUACUGUGGAAUGUAGAUUGAGAAAUAUUGUGUAUUUCUGUAUGCAUAUAGUAAAAAAGGUGAAUCACAAGUGUUCUCUUAAAUG
Molecule: messenger RNA, 1537 nt
Organism: Hypomesus transpacificus
Lineage: Eukaryota; Metazoa; Chordata; Actinopteri; Osmeriformes; Osmeridae
Product: C-C chemokine receptor type 1-like
Exons: 2
Coding region: 110-1162 (350 amino acids)
Biological process (GO): immune response; G protein-coupled receptor signaling pathway; chemotaxis
Cellular component (GO): membrane
Molecular function (GO): chemokine receptor activity
Source: RefSeq, a predicted model, not a curated record